Messenger RNA from Lemur catta (Ring-tailed lemur), 6274 nucleotides. RefSeq names its product suppressor of cytokine signaling 6 (gene SOCS6). The coding region runs from base 739 to 2346 and encodes 535 amino acids. Gene Ontology annotation, molecular function: 1-phosphatidylinositol-3-kinase regulator activity. The transcript is spliced from 3 exons. Lineage: Eukaryota; Metazoa; Chordata; Mammalia; Primates; Lemuridae. Gene Ontology annotation, biological process: intracellular signal transduction; regulation of growth; phosphatidylinositol phosphate biosynthetic process. Gene Ontology annotation, cellular component: phosphatidylinositol 3-kinase complex. The record is from RefSeq and is a predicted model, not a curated record.
GUGACCCUGAAUGGGUUUUAUAUCCCCUCUGAGUCUUAUUGCUCAUAUGGGGCUAAAGUGGAGAUAAUAAUCCAUCUCAUAGAGUUGUAGGGAGUAUAUAUUUUAUUUAAAGUAAAAUGCGAGCUCUUUACCGUCAGCCACAAGAUUUCUCCCUAGUUCUGAAAUGCCAUUUCAUUUCAGCCUACACCUCAUCUUGAACGACCUGCUUGGCCUUACUGCAGAGUUAUGGCCUAGCCUUUUUCUGCCUCAACAUUUUAAGCUGCUUCCUGCACCUCUCCCACCAUUGACAUGGUAGUUCUGUUUGCCUACAUGUCCUUCAGUGGUUCUCCCAGUGGUUGGUUCAUUCUUAGGUCUUUAACACCAGCGUCACCGCCUCGGAGAAGCCUUCCUUGACUUCCUUAUAGCUCCUUCAUUAAUCCCAAGUAAUCAAGUGGGUAUCACACUUGAAGACUGGGGGUGAUUAUCCCAUUUUCCCUAGCAAUGGACUCUUGAGUAUAGAGAAGAAAAGCAAGAGGAGAACACAGGAUAUAUCUGGAAGCCUGGGAGGCAGACAAUGAUCUGAACAAAGUGAACCCUAGUGGUGUGACUGUGCCAUCUUGAAAUUUUCCAACAGAAAAUGGCUCCAAAGGUUAAAUGAAGCUGGAAAAAUACAUAGAUGCAGCAUCGCAGCCUCUCCAGAUGUUUACGGAUAAUAUUCCAGAGAGAGGUUGAUCCCCUUGGAUUAGGUAACUAGUCAUAAUGAAGAAAAUUAGUCUUAAAACCUUCCGGAAAUCUUUUAACUUGAAUAAAAGUAAAGAAGAAACUGAUUUCAUGGUAGUCCAACAACCAUCACUAGCCAGUGACUUUGGAAAAGAUGAUUCCUUAUUUGGUAGCUGCUACGGUAAAGAUAUGGCCAGCUGUGAUAUCAACAGUGAAGAUGAAAAAGGUGGCAAAACCAGAUCAAAAAGUGAAAGCCUGAUGGGUACGUUAAAAAGGAGGCUUUCUGCGAAACAGAAGCCGAAAGGUAAGGCCAGCACGCCCUCUGGGAGCUCUGCCGAUGAGGAUACCUUCUCCUCCUCCUCAGCACCGAUAGUCUUUAAAGAUGUGAGAGCUCAGAGGCCGAUAAGGUCCACGUCCCUCCGCAGUCAUCACUACAGUCCCACCCCCUGGCCUCUUCGACCUACAAACUCCGAGGAGACGUGCAUCAAGAUGGAGGUGAGAGUCAAAGCCUUGGUUCACUCUUCUAGUCCGAGUCCCGCGCUGAAUGGCGUUCGGAAGGAUUUUCACGACCUUCAGUCUGAGACUGCGUGCCAGGAGCAGGCUAAUUCACUGAAGAGUUCAGCUUCUCAGAAUGGAGACCUGCAUCUCCACCUGGAUGAACAUGUGCCUGUAGUUAUUGGACUUAUGCCUCAGGACUACAUUCAGUAUACCGUGCCUUUAGAUGAGGGGAUGUAUCCUCUGGAAGGAUCGCGUAGCUAUUGUCUGGACAGUUCUUCUCCCAUGGAAGUCUCCGCGGUUCCUCCUCAAGUGGGAGGGCGCUCUUUCCCUGAAGAUGAGAAUCAGGUAGACCAGGACCUAGUUGUGGCCCCAGAGAUCUUUGUGGAGCAGCCGGUGAACGGCUUGUUGAUUGCCACCGCAGGAGUCAUGCUGCAGAGCCCCAGAGCGGGUCACGAUGAUGUUCCUCCACUCUCACCAUUGCUACCUCCAAUGCAGAAUAAUCAAAUCCAAAGGAACUUCGGUGGACUCACUGGCGCAGAUGUCCACGUGGCUGAAAGUAUGCACUGUCAUUUGAAUUUUGAUCCUAACUCCGCGCCUGGGGUUGCAAGAGUUUAUGACUCAGUGCAAAGUAGUGGUCCCAUGGUUGUGACAAGCCUUACAGAGGAGCUGAAAAAACUUGCAAAACAAGGAUGGUACUGGGGACCAAUCACUCGCUGGGAGGCUGAGGGGAAGCUAGCAAAUGUGCCAGAUGGUUCUUUUCUUGUUCGGGACAGUUCUGAUGACCGUUACCUUUUAAGCUUGAGCUUUCGCUCCCAUGGUAAAACACUUCACACUAGAAUCGAGCACUCAAAUGGUAGGUUUAGCUUUUAUGAACAACCAGAUGUGGAAGGACAUACAUCCAUAGUCGACCUAAUUGAACAUUCAAUCAGGGACUCUGAAAAUGGAGCUUUUUGUUAUUCAAGGUCUCGGCUGCCUGGAUCUGCAACUUACCCUGUCAGACUGACCAACCCAGUGUCCCGGUUCAUGCAGGUGCGUUCUUUGCAGUACCUGUGUCGUUUUGUUAUACGUCAGUAUACCAGAAUAGACUUAAUUCAGAAACUGCCUUUGCCAAACAAAAUGAAGGAUUAUUUACAGGAGAAGCACUACUGAAAGAUUGAGAACCCUGCAUCUUGCACUUUGGGAAUAAGAAAAAGAGAUUGAAAUACAGUUUACAAACUUUUAUUGCCAUCAAAAUCUUUUGCUGCCAUAACUCUUUCAGUUUUAUGUGUAAAAGAAUUGUUAAUUUGUUUAGGGGUGGGGAAGUGUCUGCAAGGUGUCUUGGGUUUAUUUUGGUUCUUUAAAAAGGGAAGUCUCGAGGUUUUAGAAGUGUGAAUUAUCUUUCAUCAAUGUGCAGAAUCACAAUGUGAAUUAUCAAAUUCUCCUUAACCCCUCCCAGUCCUUUGCUGCUAUCCACUGUGAUUUUUAUGCAUUAAAAGCACAUUUCAUGUGUAUUAAACCCUAAGUAAAGUUGAAUGAAACUUAGAGUGAAAAUUGCUAUGUCUUUUUAAAUGGCCCAUUUUCAAAAGAUAGUGUUGAAUAAACAUACCUAUGUGAUAAAACAGAAUUUACAUAUACACUGAAAAUGAUUUUUUUAAAUUCCUACUUUAAAAAGAUUUAUUUAGAAUUGUGAAUUGACAUAAUCUUGGGUAAUAAAAUGCAGAUCUGCAACAUAUCUUUUACAGUGCUCUUUUCUAAAUUAUUUCUAAGGUUGUGCUCAUUUUUUUGGUUGUGAAAAGUUGAAUUUUUCUGUUGCCUUCAUUUUCAUCUUUUGGUUUGUCUAUUUUAAUAAAUGGCCUUACAUUUUAAAAUUGUAAAGAAAUGUAUACCACCGAUUUAGAAAUUGUUGCCUUUUCUGUCAUUAAACUCGGGUACAAAUUGGCAUAACAUAUAAAGACCUAUGAAACUAGAACUAUUAUUAAAGAAAUAUUAGAUGAUCAUAGUUUCCUGUGAUAGCAUUUUUUUGUCUUCUUUAUACUUUCCUUUGGUAAAAUGUUUUAUCUGUGAUUUCUUUAGCUUAGUCAACAUUUCCUUAGGUGAAUUUGAUUGUACAACUAAUUUUCAUAAAUGGACUGGAUUCUCUUGCAACACUGAAGUUUAUAUAAAGUUUUAAAUUGAUUUGACUAGAAAGGAAUCAUUGUUUUAAAGUUAGAUUUAUAUUUUUCUUUUACAUAGUCACUAUUAAGUGUACUGGAUUUGACCACUCCUUCCCCUCACUUUAAACAACCCUCAAUGACUUUAGUUAAAACACUGUGGAAAUUGUGGAGCAGUUUUUCUCACAGGUGAAAAAAAUGCUAAAACUGUUAUCAGAAAUAUGGAAGUUUCAUUGCCUAUUAUUUGUACUGCCAUUUACAAGUAUUUUUUUGGUUUCUUUUUUAAUUUAGCUAAAUCUUAAGAAAUUUGGCAUCACUGUUUUAUCUCUGAGUUAGUUGUGGGGGGAGGAUGUUAUGCCCAAUAAUUUUUAGUUAUUUUGAAAUGUGUAGUGUUUAUUCAUUUCACAAUUCUGCAACUUAUGUCGUAUUUGGUGAUUGCCCUGUCCAGAAGAUGUUUCCAGCUACACAACUUUAAAGAAAAUGGUUCCAUCUCAGAUGAAACAUGUAAUUUGAGAUGUUUCUUCCUUCGUCAUUUAAAGUUUUCCCGUCUCUUACCCACUUUAAACACUAGGGUGAAGGUCUUAGGUCAGACUUAUUCGUUUGUCAUUCAGACAUAUCUGUAUCUCACUUUUUUCUCUAUUUGUUUUUUAGGGUCAGAACUGAGAUAUUACCAAGAAAAGGCACAGUGCCAUGAUACCAUGGUGUUAUGAUAUUUUAACUUAAAGGGGGAAAGGUACUUAAUUUUGGUGGAAUGUUGAUUGUACCUUGUUACAAAGACUCCUUUUUCAUUUUCUGAGAUGUUUUCACCUAAUAAGAUGGAAUAUGGAGUAUACUGUAAUAAUAUAAUUUAAAUAUUCACUAUAAGCUAUUUGGAUUAAGAACUAUUACAGAGUUGUAAGCUUGUUAUCAAAUUAAUGCAAGACAUUUAAACUAUUUUUUUGCAAAACUAUUUAUUUUUAAACAACUUAAAAUAUAUCUAGGGUGAGUUAAAAGUCCCUGUGCAUCUAUAUUAGAUGGCAGGUAUUGUCACAGAGUCACUGUGUAUUAAUAAUAAAUGUUGAAAUGGAGCAUUUACAUGUCCUCUUCGUGAGAUCAUGGUGCACAGAGGUCUUUGGACUGCCCUGACCUGUCUUAUGUGGACAUAACCUGUUCCCCACAUUUUCUCUUGAUGCCACGUGGUUAAGAUCCACCCAUUUAGUGUCAAGAUUAUUCUGAUUUUCAUCUAAAUGUUUUAAAAUUGUGUUUUGUGUUUUAAUGGAGGGCAAGUCUUGAUAGUGUUCUAAUCCAGAAAGCCAAUUUUUGAUGUGCUUUUGUAUAUUCAUUAUAUAUAAUCCUUUAAAGUAAUAUGCCCUGUUCUUAUCCAACUUGAAAUCAUUAGAUUCUGAUAGUGUAAUAAUAAAAAUGAAAAUAUUUGCCAAAAAACUGAAUUUACAAGCAGAAAAGUAUAUUGCCAAAAAAUUAAAUUUACCAGCAGAAAGAUGUAUUGCAAAAUUUCUUCUUUUGUGUGGAAAGGUAUCCAUUUGGCAUAGGUAGCACAACAUAAUGUGAAAGAUCGGCUUUAUAUGAAACUAAAACAGUCUCGUUAAAAGUGGAAAGGGGGAUAAAAGAGAACUCUUCAUCCUGUAGUUUGGUCUAGAUACAAUUUGGUUAAAUUUUUGGAUCCUAUUGAAAGGUAACUUACAGAUGAUAGGGACACAACUUGUAAGUGAUUUUAAGUAUGUGCUUCUAAAAAUCGGAGCUCAAGGCAAGAAAAAGAAAACAGGAAAGCUGCAUCCAUUUGCCAUAAUAAGUGAAUCAGAAUUUUUUUUUAUCAAAUAUUUCAUCACAAAACAUGGAGGCCAGAAACUAUUUUUAGGCUUUCUAGGACACUAUUAUGCAGUUUUAUGAACGAGAAAGCUAUGAAAGUACUUGAAAUAUCUCACUCUUUUUCUAAGGAAAACUAUUCUUUUUCUACUUGGUGCAAUAAUCUGAAAAUUUAGAAGGUCAAAAUAUUAUAUCACAGGAAAUGAUCAUAGAACUAAAAAUAAGUUUUAAGGAAACCAGCUACACAGGGCAACCAUCUUGCUGUUGAAGAAAAUCAUGUGCCAAAAGACCAUAAAUUAUUGGCAUAUAGAAAAUAAAACCUAAAGUAUACAUUAUAAUUUCUGAGCCAGUAUUAUUUAAACAGGAUAAAAAUUACUAAAAUCUUACUUAGGUUUAUGCAAUGUCUCUGCCAGUGCUAAAUAUCUUUGUAAACAGUGCUUUCGGAAAUGCCAAUUUUAAUUUCUGUACAUUUCACAUUGUAUAUGAGAGCAAUUGCUUCAUGAAUGAUUCAAAAUAAUAUAUUUCAUUUAAAUUUGAAUUGCUUUUCAUCAAUGUGAAGUCUUAAUUUGAAAAUGAAAUCACACUACCAGCAAUAGACAGUUUUGUUGAAUACGCUAAUAAGGAACAGUAGCCAGUUCCAUAAAUAACUGUAAAAUUCUAAAAGUGUUGGUACGCAAGUAAUCACAAAUUGGUUUUGUUUUAAUACUUUUUUAAUCCUGUAAAGAAGGUUUUUUAUAAACAUCCUUUUUAUUAAUCAACCAUAACAUGGCAAAAUGCAUAGUUGCUAUUUCUGAAAAGUGAUCCAAACUCUACAUCCAGAGAUGAUGAAAAAUUCUUAUAGAAUUUUGUAAUGAGUAUACAUGUUGGGUUAAAGAAAUUUCAUAGUUGUUGGAGUGCCAUGAAAUUAAUACUUGCAAUUCAGAUUGCUGUAGUUUACACUUUUUCUGUAUGUUUCAAAUCAGGUGUGUAUCAUUUGUACUGAGAACACCACAGAACGAAUUAUCCAAAGUCCAUUGAUUUUAAUAUGUGUUUUGGUUUGUAAACAAAUUAUAGUAAUUUCUUGCACAUUUUUGGAAAUUAAUUGUAGAAGAAUUUAUGUAUCUGCUUCUAGAUACAGUGUGUAAAUAAAAAUUUCAUUCACAAGA